GAGCGGGGCAUUUACCGAUCUUCAGACUACGUGACGGACCGAUUUUAAAAAAUUAUUACACAACCAUUGCCAACCACUUGAAGACAAAAACUCAAGGUCCAACCACAGUGAGCCAUUAUUUCUGCUGUGGAAUUUUUAUCUGCUAGUUUCUUCUGUGAAGGAAAGUCUGAUAACUAAAGGAAAUGGGAGACUGGGGCUUUCUGUCCACGUUACUGGACAAGGUGCAGUCCCAUUCUACAGUCAUCGGUAAGAUCUGGAUGAGCGUUUUGUUUAUAUUCAGGAUCCUGGUUCUGGGUGCCGGAGCCGAGAGUGUAUGGGGAGAUGAGCAGUCCAGUCUUGUGUGCAACACAUUACAACCCGGUUGUGAGAACGUCUGCUAUGACUGGAAGUUCCCCAUCUCUCACAUCCGCUUCUGGGUCAUGCAGAUCAUCUUCGUGUCCACGCCGACGUUACUGUACCUGGGCCAUGCCAUCCACAUUAUCCACCAAGAGAACAAGCUGAGGGAGAAAAUUAAGCAACAGCACGAAGGCCGAAUGCUAAAAACACCCAAGUACACUGAUGACCAGGGUCACGUGAAGAUCAAGGGCAACCUUUUGGGCAGCUACCUUACUCAGCUCUUCUUCAAGAUCAUCUUAGAGCUUGCUUUCAUCGUGGGACAGUACUACCUCUACGGCUUCAUCAUGGUCCCAGAGUUCGCUUGCUCUAAAAGUCCGUGUCCACACACCGUCGAGUGUUUCAUGUCACGUCCAACAGAAAAGACCAUCUUCAUCAUCUUCAUGCUGGUGGUAGCCUGUGUGUCCCUGCUGCUUAACAUAAUUGAGGUCUUUUACCUACUGUGCAGCAGAGUGAGAUGCCGCUCCGGGAAUAGGCGCAUGAGGAAUACCACUUCUGCCGAAAAUCCCGCCAGUUUGUCUUCAUCCUGGCAGCCUAAACUGGGAGCUGAAGAUCCUCUAAAGCAAAACAAGAUGAACAUGGAGUUUGAGAGUCACACCAGGAACAUGAGUGGGGCCAAAGAGGACAAAAAGCUGUUAGAGGAUCAGUAGAUUUAAAAUAUCAACACAAAAACUUCUCUGAAUUUCUUCUAUGAACUAUUAGCUAUUCUGCAUAAAUCAUACUGUAGAAAUAUCACACUGUAGAAAUAUAUGUUCAAGCAAAAAAUGAUGGUUUCUGUAUGAAAUAUUAUUACUAGGUUGGCCCUUUUGAAACAAAGCACUUCCUGGUGUUUCAGUAUUUAAGUCUUAUUCUAUAUGUAUGCUGUUGCUACAUAAUAAUGUUUGAUCCAUUUUUUUGUAUUUUAUCUAUAAUAAAACAUUUCAGUUUAACAUUUUUUAAUCAGCUUAUUUAAUGAAUUUAUGGCAACCCUACCAUAUAAUACCAUAAGUAAUAUAAUAAUAAUAAUAUAUAGGGUGGUGGUAACUCAAGUGGUUAAGGCUCUGGGUCAUUGACUGGAAGAUCGGGGUUCCAGCACUGCCAAGCUGCCACCGUUGGGCCCUUGAGCAAGGCCCUUAAACCCCUCCCUGCUUCAGGGGCGCUGCAUCAUGGCUGACCCUGCACUCUGACCCCAACCCUCCAAGGAUGGGAUAUGCGAAGAAAGAAUUUCCCUGUGCAGUAAUGUAUAUGUGACAAAUAAAGACAC
Hemibagrus wyckioides is the source of this 1636-nucleotide messenger RNA. It is a transcript of the gene gja13.1, whose product is annotated as gap junction protein alpha 13.1. Gene Ontology annotation, cellular component: connexin complex. The transcript is spliced from 2 exons. The record is from RefSeq and is a predicted model, not a curated record. Gene Ontology annotation, biological process: cell communication. NCBI's taxonomy places the organism in Eukaryota, Metazoa, Chordata, Actinopteri, Siluriformes, Bagridae. The coding region runs from base 183 to 1043 and encodes 286 amino acids.